AUGUGGCUCAUCCGCACUCGCACCGGCGAACUCGAGCAGUUCAACGGUCCCAACGAUGUUGAAGGCGGUUACGCCAUUCUCUCGCACGUCUGGCAGCGGCAAGAAAUGUCCUUCCAGCAGCUCCAGGCGCUCCGGUCCACCACCACGACCGGCGUCCCGCGCGACUACGCGUCACCAAAGAUUCGCGAGUGCUGCGUCCUCGCCGAGUCGCACGGAUACGAGUGGCUUUGGAUCGACACCUGCUGCAUCGACCGCACGAGCAGCGCCGAGCUCUCCGAGGCGAUCAACUCCAUGUUCGCCUGGUACGCGCAAGCCCAAGUCUGCUACGCCUAUCUUCACGAUGUCCCCUCCCAAUCUAUCUUCCCAUCAUCCACCUCGACGCGUUUCAGCAAGUGGACACCCCAGUUCCGCGACAGCCGUUGGUUCACGCGCGGCUGGACCCUGCAAGAGCUCAUCGCGCCCCGCACAGUGCUCUUCUACUCGAGCGACUGGCAGAUGAUCGGGACCAAGGCAAGCAUAGCCGCUCUCCUCGAGGAGAUCACCGGCGUCGACGCGGACGUGCUCGUGCACCGCCGCCCCGUUGGCGACGUCAGCGUCGCGCGGCGGAUGUGGUGGGCGUCGGGCCGGACGACGACGCGUGUCGAGGACGAGGCGUACUCGCUCAUGGGCCUCUUUGGGGUCCACAUGCCGACCGUCUACGGCGAGGGCCGGCGCGCGUUCCGGCGGCUGCAGGAGGAGAUCCUGACGCAGACCUCGGACCAGACGGUGUUCGCGUGGGGCCGCGUCGUCCCGUUCGGCACGCGGUUGUUCCGGGAGCGGCUCGUGUUCAGCAACUACCACGAAGAAAGCCACAUAUUCGCCCCGUCGCCGGCCGCGUUCUGCAACUCGGCCAACUUUGUGCCCAUCCCGCUGCACCUUGCUGCGUCGCAGGCGUUGAAGGUGCUUGGCAUCCGUGCUUCUGACAAGGUCCUAAUGUCUCCCGAAGAGCAACAGAGCCUCACAGCCCAGUACCUCCCCGACUUCUCCGUCACAACUCAAGGGAUCCGUUCCCACUUGUUCGUCGUCUCCGGAUACAAAGAGAGCCUCACGCUCGCCAUCGCCGUGCUGGCCUGCCAGGAGGUCUCCUCACCGCCCUUCUCUCCACACUUCGUUCCCUCCCCGAUCGCGCCACUUGGUCUCCUCCUCCGUCGACGGCUGCACACUUUGGAACCCGAAUACACUCGCUUCUUCACCGGGACCACCAUCGCGGGAGAAGCGAAGUGGGCGCGCAUGCGGUACCGUCUGGCGCCCGUUUCGCUCGCGGCCUACAUCCUGGCGGACGCGCACCCCGGAUCGCUCGUCGCGCGCUGGCAGAACGUGUACAUCUCGCACCGGGCGUCGUCGCGCUCGCCGUGGGCGAUGACUGCGUACGUCGGCUCGCGCCCUGGCACGAAAACCAGCCCAGGUGCGGAGGAGGACGAAGUGGACGGUACCACCGCGCGGGACCAGGAGCCGAGGACGACGGCGUUCAAGUUCGUUUUCCCGCGGUGGCUCCACGCCGAGUUCGAGAAGCACGGCUUUGCGCUCCUCCAGCGCCGCGGGCUGCGCGACGCCGUCGACUCGAGCGGGAAGGGCGGCAGCGACCUCCCGUCCGCGAUGUGGGAGAGCCUGCCCGUGGCGCCUCAGAGGAUCUCGCCCAUCCGGCCUGACCCCAAGACGAGGUUCCGUGUCAACCUGUCAUCCUUCGAAUUUCGACACCGCGCCGACCCAACUGAAGGAUUUUGUCUGACCGUUGGCAUCCGCGCUGGCGUCCCCUGGGCUUGUGUGGACUUCACUCGUCCCUCGUCAUCAACAGCGAACACCUCUGGCUCUCCACCGCCAAAGCUCCCCACGUCAAUUACUUUCCCCUCUUCCAUCACUCCUGCCGCGAAAAACACCCCCCGGCCAGUCACAGAGAAGUCAAGCAAGAAGCUUACGUCUGUAGCACGAGCCAAUGCCAACGCUCUGUCCGAAUGGACGCAUGGCACGCGCGUGUUCAGCGAUACAACGGGCGCGCGUACCAUCCAGCUGACGUUCACGCGUGUGGCGAGCCCUAGGGGUAUGCACGUCCUCGCAUCUCCGCUUCGUGGUCCGGCAUAUGCGCGUCUACGAAACAAGUACGAGACCAGUGGAAGACCAAGUUCUGUGAUCCCCGGGGAAUCUACUGUUGCUUCUAGGAAAGAUGCAGAGUCGCUCGUCAUCUCCAGGACCGCACACAAGAUGAAGACGCAAAGCGCCUCCUUCGCCGCAGGACGACGCAUGUUUCACACCAUGCGAGUGUGUCCUGCAGGAGCAAUGACUCCGACGCAGGGCGUGCGCCUUCCAGCAGCGUUCAAGCUUCCGCUGGUUCCUCCCUCCGCCUCGAGCACGGCGCCCGCCUCCCGGCAUCAUCUUCCGUAA
Messenger RNA from Epithele typhae, 2418 nucleotides. Its product is annotated as heterokaryon incompatibility protein-domain-containing protein. The coding region runs from base 1 to 2418 and encodes 805 amino acids. The transcript has 3 exons. The record is from RefSeq and is a predicted model, not a curated record. Lineage: Eukaryota; Fungi; Basidiomycota; Agaricomycetes; Polyporales; Epitheliaceae.